Molecule: messenger RNA, 1638 nt
Organism: Penicillium soppii
Lineage: Eukaryota; Fungi; Ascomycota; Eurotiomycetes; Eurotiales; Aspergillaceae
Product: serine/threonine protein kinase SAT4
Exons: 1
Coding region: 1-1638 (545 amino acids)
Biological process (GO): protein phosphorylation; intracellular monoatomic cation homeostasis; intracellular signal transduction
Molecular function (GO): protein serine/threonine kinase activity; ATP binding
Source: RefSeq, a predicted model, not a curated record
AUGACUCCACCUUCCCCUUCACCUGUGCCUUCCGCAGUCUCCUCCGCAGCAGCUUCACAACACUCGUAUGACCCUCGAGAUGGAGAUGCUUCGGUAACACGCGCCUUGGCGGGCAUGAACUUGUCCGCUCACGCGAACGCAAACGAUCUCCCUCCCCCAGCACUCUCUCCAGCCGGAAAACCCACUAAAGCAACCAUGGCCGCUCGUCUUACGCGCAUGUUCUCCAGCACGGGGAAAACCACACCAACCAGAGAAAAUAAUGAAGUCCACCAUUCCGACAGCAGCUUAGAAAGCGUCCCCCACACAAAUGGCAGGACAUCAAAGCCCUCCUCCAGACCUCCUUCAAGACCUCCUUCCAGAGGCGCAAACUCCCGUACCCCAUCACGAAACCCGUCUUUGAAGAGUGAACCCAUCGACAAGUCUGAUAAGAAGAAACCUGACGAUAAGAAGAAAGAUGGUGCCGCGCCUGCGCACAAGCGCUUCGAGGUUCUCCCAGAAACUCUCGGCAACCAUUCGCAUAAUUUGAGAAGCGCCAGGCGGCAAGAAAAGCUGACCGACCUGCUGCGCGAUAUGCUGGGUGGCAGGAAAAAGGGAGACGACCAGGUGGAUGAGCAGCAGCUGUCGCUCAUGUCCACCUGGAUCGACCAGUUCAAAACUGAGCGGGAUAAGCUGGCUGCCGAUAAGAAGGGUGGCCCCAACGCCACUGCUUCUCUGGUCGACAAGUACGGCAAGUGCCAGGAGAUCGUCGGCCGUGGCGCCUUUGGCAUCGUCCGUAUCUCGCACAAGGUCGACCCCCAAGAUUCCAAGUGUGAGCAGCUAUACGCCGUCAAGGAAUUCCGCCGUCGCCCUCAAGAAACCACCAAGAAGUACCAAAAGCGAUUGACCUCGGAGUUCUGUAUUUCAUCGUCCCUCCGUCACCCCAAUGUUAUCCACACUCUGGACCUCCUGCAAGACGCCAAAGGAGACUACUGCGAAGUCAUGGAAUACUGCGCCGGAGGCGAUCUCUACACCCUAGUUCUUGCUGCCGGCAAGCUUGAAGUCGCUGAAGCCGACUGCUUCUUCAAGCAGCUCAUGCGUGGCGUAGAAUACAUGCACGAAAUGGGCGUUGCCCACCGCGAUCUCAAGCCCGAAAAUCUUCUCCUGACCACCCACGGCGCCCUCAAAAUCACAGACUUCGGCAACGGCGAAUGCUUCCGCAUGGCCUGGGAGAAAGAAGCCCAUAUGACAGCCGGACUCUGCGGCUCCGCGCCCUAUAUUGCGCCUGAAGAAUACGUUGAGCGGGAAUUCGACCCCCGAGCCGUCGAUCUGUGGGCGACCGGUGUGAUUUACAUGGCGAUGCGCACGGGCCGACACCUCUGGCGUGUGGCUCGCAAAGACGAAGACGAGUUCUAUCAGCGAUACCUUGACGGCCGGAAACAUGAAGACGGAUACGCACCUAUUGAGACGUUGCAUCGGGUAAGAAAUGCUAAUCGCUUUCCUUCGGGUCAAAAACUUAUUUCUUCGCAGGCUCGUUGCCGCAACGUUAUCUACUCUAUUCUUGAUCCGAAUCCUUCUCGCCGCAUCAAUGCUUCGCAGGUUCUUAAGUCUGAAUGGGUGCGCCAAAUUAAGCUAUGUAAGGCCGGCGAGGAAGGGUUUUGA